Messenger RNA from Antechinus flavipes (yellow-footed antechinus), 2185 nucleotides. RefSeq names its product kelch-like protein 13. The record is from RefSeq and is a predicted model, not a curated record. Gene Ontology annotation, molecular function: protein binding. The transcript has 5 exons. Bases 467 to 2107 code for a protein of 546 amino acids. NCBI's taxonomy places the organism in Eukaryota, Metazoa, Chordata, Mammalia, Dasyuromorphia, Dasyuridae.
GAGGGAAAGAAAAGGGUUUGGAGCAUACAUGCAGGGCUCAGACCAUGUAGGUGAUAGAAGCUAUAAGGGAAUUUCACUUUUCAGAUAAUUCACAUGAAUUCUUCUCUUCCCACACACCUACUACUGUACUCAAGGUUUUCCUCUCAGUGGUGUUUCAAGAACAAGUUGAAUUUAAACACGGGACUAGGAAAUCUUGGGAGUCUUUUAUACUCCCAAAAUGAAGCACUUUCCAGUCCUAUUGGAAACAGGUGAAUUUGCCAUAAAAAAUCAGUUCAUCUAGUCUCAAGCUCCACCCCCUCCCAUCAAAAUGCUAAUUUAAUCUGUACAACACACUGCUGGAGGUGGCACUUUGCCUCUCCCUGGAUCCACCAAUAUUAACAAGAGGAGGCAAGUCCAGGCUUGCCCAGAUGACAUUUAAGUCUGGCUGAAACAAGCCAAUGGCAGUCGGGACCCUCUUUUCUUCUCCAUGUUGACAAGAACUUCCCAGAAGACUCGGAGAAGAGCUUGGAGAGAGCAGUCAGCAGCCCCUGCCAGUACCAUGUCGGCAGCUCAGCCUGUGGGAUCAGCCACAUAUCCCCAGAAGCUGUUAGAAGCAGUUGGAGGUCUGUGGCAGCUGGGGCUCUUAUGUGAUGUGACCCUUGAAGCUGGUGGCGUCCAUUUCCCUGCCCAUCGAGUAGUCCUGGCCUCAGCCAGCUGCUACUGCCGGGCCCUUUUCCUGGGCCACGCAGGCCUGGAGACCACUGUCCAGCUGCAGGGCAUUGAGCCUGCAGGGCUGGGGAACAUGCUCAACUUUAUCUACUCCGGGAAGCUGCAUCUUUCAGCAGACAACCUCAAGGAGACAAUGCAGGCAGCUGAGGUCCUGCUGGUUCGUGAUGCCAUUCGCCUCUGCUGUGCUUUCCAGGGCACCACCACAGCCCUACCUGGGAAGGUCACAGAAGAACCUCGAAAUGAGCAACAUGAUGCACUGAAGCCACCUGUCCUGGCCACAGCCACUAUGGAGACUGAUCUCACCUGUCCCGAGACCCUGAGCUACCACAUGCAUGUCGGCGCCCAGUCAGCCCUGCAGACUGAACAUGGUUGCCCCCAAGUUACUGUCCCUACCCUGCUCGUCCUGGGAGGGCGUGGACCCAACAACCAGCUCAGUGGGGAUGUGUGGGCCAUGAUGCUGGCUGAUGGGACUUGGAGGCGAAUGGGAAAGUUGGCCACACCACUGUACAAUCACGCGGUGGCUGUGCUUAGUGGCUUCCUCUAUGUCCUGGGAGGCCAGUCCAAGUUUGACCCAGCUGGCCAGCAUCCAUCCAGCGAGGUAUUUCGAUUUGAUCCCCAGCAUGGUACCUGGCUGCAGGUGGCCAGCAUGCUCCAGAGGAGAAGCCGAUUCCAUGCAGCCGUGCUGGGCGAGGCGAUUGUGGCUGUAGGCGGCGGGACACUUCUGGGGAAGCUCACUAGCACUGUGGAGGCUUACAAGCCCGUUCAAGACACCUGGACGUGGCUGGUGCCUUUCCCUCUGCCUGUGGCUGACCAUGCUGGAACCACACAUGAGGGCCUUCUCUAUAUAGCAGGUGGCUUCUCUUCGGGUAAGACCUUAAACCUAGUGAGCAGUUACCUUCCACGUCUGCAUCGCUGGAUUCCCAACCACCCACUGACUUUCUCCCGCUGUGAACACAGCCUUGCAGCUUCCAGGAACACCCUUUUCUGUGUUGGAGGCCGGACCCUUAGCCCAGCAGGGGCAUGGAUCCAUGUUGCUGAGACAGAGUGCUACAGCCCAAGCACAGACCAGUGGACAGUUCUGCGUCUUAUCUCCCUGGGCCGGUGCCAGCUGAGCAUGGUUGGGCAUGAGGACCAGCUCUAUGUCACAGGUGGGGGCUUUCUGGGCACCAGGACCAAGGAGGCUACAGUCCUGGUGUCCAAGCCAGCGGGCUGGGCCUGGCAGGAGGUGGGCUUCCUGCCACAGCCACUGCUAGAUCAUGCUUCUUGCAUCUUUGCUCUACCUCCUGUGGAGUUCCAGCUCCACGGGAGAGAAACCUCCCUAAAUCGAAUUACCAAUGAAGAGCAGACAAGGCUUGCAGCAAAGUUACAACCAGUGAGGGAGAAAGGCUGCCCACCUUAAUCUAGCCUCCCUCCUCUGAGCAUCAGUGUGCCCACAUGGGUACCAGUGAACUACAAAAUAAAGAUGAACACAACUCAA